AUGCGUUCCGCAGGUGUGGACGCCAUUGAGGCUAGAUUAGGUUGGCUACAGCUUGACGACGAUGAGGUCCAGACUCCUGGUAUCGUCGACGUUGAAAUUGUCGACGUUGAGAUGAUCGACGCUGAGAUGGCUGACGUUGAGAUGGCUGACGUUGAGAUGACUGACGUUGAGACGCUCGACGUUGAGAUGCUCGAUGUUGAAAUGGUCGACGUUGAGAUGCUCGACGUUGAGAUGAUCGACGCACCCAACGAUCAAAACCACACAAUCUCACUGGAAUCAACCUCCUCGAGAAUGUUAGCGAAUUUCUCCUCGCUGAACUGGUUUUUUCUUAUCUGGCAUUUUGUCAAAGAACUGACACUGGGCGUGGCUGCCGCGUUUUUGCUACUGGUAUGGGUCCCUUUCAUGGCGAGAUUGAUAAGCUACAUCUAUCUCUUGGCCUGUGAAAUCCCGGGUCUAGACUUUCGUCGUACAGGUGUGGCCGACCAGGCUCCACACCGUCAACAGCGAACAAGAAUCGGACAGCACAGCGGUUCACCUGACAAUCGAGGUCAACAGGAAGAACAGACGCACAAAGACGAAAAUGCUACUGUUGAUUUGGUUGAUGAGGAUCUGAUUGGUGCUAUUACUGUGGGCAACGGACCUAUCGCUAUGGCUUAUCCCACUUGGUUGGGCAGUCCAUAUUCUACUCUUGGGUGCAAUCUUCUAGACCCAUUCGAUAGCCUAUGUGAAAACCCUGAACGAUUGCGGCAGCUUCUCAGACAUCCAUCGGCCAAGUCUGCAGGUGAACCGUUGUUUCGAAUUGACCAACAAUCCGAUUUGGUCCUGUUCCAGGGCUUCCACGUUAAGGAUUCCCCAUUCCCUUUCUUGGCAGAUAAGACACUUUUCCAUGCUCUAUCUCUUCUUCUUGUUUCGGAGGCCAAUAACCACCUACCCAACCAUGAGACUCUGCAUCAUCGCGGUCAGGUGCUUGAGUGUCUCAGCCUAGACCUGUUGCACUCUCGUAGUGGCAUACCAUCGCUGCAAGUCAUCACGGCAAUUCUAAUGCUUAUCAGUUAUGAAUACCGAGUGCAUGACACCCAGUCCACACAUGGCACAGCCGCUUUGCAUAUCCGUGGACUUCAAAAAAUAAUAUACCAGCCUGAGAUCCUAGCCAGCGGAUACAAUCCCGAACGUGUCCAACAGAUUCAACGAGCCCUGUUCUGGCAGGACAUAAUUUGUUCCCUGGCUACAGGUACACCUCGUCUAUUAUCAUUGGACAAUAACAAUGCUUUCGAUCUCUUACGAGAGAACAAAGUGUACGGAAGCUACUUUGUUUUGCCAGAAGGACUUGCACUGUAUACUGGUAGCUGGCCUGAGACAUCGCUAGCCGUGUUCGAAGACCUCAACGCCAUGUGUCAGCUUGUGGACGGAAUGCACGGGCAAAACACAUCAUCGGCACACUUGUACGACAGUGAUGUACAUACUACCACCCUCCUUAUACCACUAAUGGAAGACUUAGACGACGAGGGUUACCCACUAUACAACAACCAAGCCGACUUGGAGAUUCGGCUCGUGGAUCUUCUCAGUCAGACAAGAGCAAAGCCUCACAACCAGGAUGACUUGAUCUACAGAGCGUGUCUUUUUGCAGCAUGUCUCUGUACAUACAGACUUUCUUCAGGUAUCUGGGAAGGUCAAUACGUGCCAGAGAAGUGCGUGACGGAGAUUUUAGAUUGUAUAGAAGACUUCACGAGACAUAUGUCGCCGUGGAAGUUUGCUCCUGACAUAUCGUUCUGGCUACUAAACGUGGCAGGCGGCCUGACAAAGAACCAGCUCAAUAGAAAGCGAGCAGCAGCGUUGGUGCAACGAUACCGUUCUUUUUAUCCAACUGGCUACAAUCAAGACUGGGAGGUGGUUGAUAUGAAAUUGAAGAAGUUCACAUGGUGCGAACACACGAUGAAGUCGAAUGUUUAUCGAUUUUGGCAAGAAUGUCAGAAUACUUAA
This is a messenger RNA of Fusarium poae, 1980 nucleotides long. RefSeq lists its product as uncharacterized. Bases 1 to 1980 code for a protein of 659 amino acids. The transcript has 4 exons. The record is from RefSeq and is a predicted model, not a curated record. NCBI's taxonomy places the organism in Eukaryota, Fungi, Ascomycota, Sordariomycetes, Hypocreales, Nectriaceae.